CCUAUGUUAUAAACCCUUUGGAAAAUGAAAACCCUAAUCGACACCUCAAUACAAAUUGACUGCUAAAACCGGAGAGAUAAAUGGGGAAGAAGGAGAAGAGGGAAGCAGAGCAAAGCGAUGCAGCAAUCGGAAAUGGCGAUUCUGAAUCUCACGAAAAGCAUCCAAAAAAGAAGAGGAAAAACAAAGACAAAGUUAAGGAACUUGAAAAUGACGUCGUUUCACUGUCAGCUGAAAUACCCACCAUCACCGUUGCUAUUCCUGGCUCCAUUAUCGACAAUGCUCAGUCCCUUGAACUCGCUACCCGCUUGGCUGGUCAAGUUGCGCGUGCUUGCACAAUCUUCCGAAUUGAUGAGAUUGUUGUAUUUGAUAACAAGAGUUCAUCGGAGGAGGACGCCACAACCGAAAUAAUGGAUAAUGAUUCGGGCGAGAAUGAGAGUGGUGCUGCUUUCCUUAUGAGAAUUUUGAGUUAUCUUGAGACGCCGCAGUAUCUCAGAAAGAAUCUGUUCCCAAGACACAAUAGUUUAAGAUUUGUGGGUCUUUUACCACCCCUUGAUGCCCCGCAUCAUUUGCGUAAACAUGAAUGGGGUUUGUACAGAGAAGGCAUCACACGGGAAAAGCAAGAUCGAGGUUCUGUGGGGACCGCUGUUGAUGUAGGCCUUACCAAGAAUGUAAUGAUCGACGAAGUAAUUGAACCUGGAACAAGAGUAACAGUAGAGAUGGGAACGAACCGUAGUCUAGAUGCAGGUCCAAGGAAAAUCGUCCCUUCUUCUCGGCCUAGAGAAGAUGGAAUGUACUGGGGGUAUAAAGUGCGAUACGCUCCCAACAUUAGUUCAGUAUUCAAUAAAUGCCCAUACAAGGGAGGAUAUGAUCAUCGAAUAGGUACCUCCGAACAUGGCUUAGUUAUUACUUCUUCAGAGCUUUCUCUACCAUCAUUCAGGCAUCUUUUAAUUGCUUUUGGCGGACUUGCGGGAUUGGAGGAGUGUGUCGAAGAGGAUGAUAAUUUGAAGGGGAAAAAUGUGAGGGACAUGUUUGACUCAUAUCUAAACACGUGUCCUAAUCAAGGAAGUAGAACUAUUCGAACGGAGGAAGCAAUCUUCAUUUCUCUCCAGUAUUUUCAAGAGCCAAUUAGUCGUGUGUCGAAGAGAUAUCAGUAGUUUUUGAACUUGGCUGAGAAUCGGACAUCUUCGAAUAGGUAUGCUCGGUUCUUUUUUCCUCCCAAAAUUCUGAAGCUAGUCGAUCUUGACGAGGCAAAAUUUUACGAAAGAAAAUUGUUGUAUGUGCUUUCUAAAUUUUGAUGGUUUUCGCUAUGUUAUGAAUCCAUUUGGUAAUAACUAUUGUUAGGUAGUUACUAAAUAGAAAAAUAAUGGUUUUGACCAAUAAUACUAUUAAUUGAGAUGUAUGAUUAUUGUUAAUCAGAUUGUUAUUGACAAUUUUAAUAAUAAAUCGAAAGUAUAA
Molecule: messenger RNA, 1455 nt
Organism: Erythranthe guttata (spotted monkey flower)
Lineage: Eukaryota; Viridiplantae; Streptophyta; Magnoliopsida; Lamiales; Phrymaceae
Product: methyltransferase C9orf114 protein
Source: RefSeq, a predicted model, not a curated record